UUCUGGGUUCUGUUCUAUCCACAAGUUGGGUCCACCCCGCCCUUUUCCACUUCGCUUUUUUCCAUCAACACAUAUCUUUUUCUUCACCUCCACACCUCUUUCCUAAUCUCCAAUCGAAUCCAUUUCUCCGUUUUGCUCAGGGUUUGAUCGUGGAAGUUUGGGGGCGUGACUUCGGAGCUCGUCCAGGACUGAAAAUUUUACUAGUUUUUGACUUAGAAUAAAGUGGAGGAGGAGAUUGCGUGAAAGGUGGGGAUGAAGAGAGGGAAAGAUGAGGAGAAGAUGAUGGGGCCAAUGUUCCCAAGGCUCCAUGUGAAGGAUGCUAAUAAAGGAGGGCCGCGAGCGCCUCCCAGAAACAAGAUGGCACUGUAUGAGCAGUUCAGCAUUCCUUCUCAGAGACACAACCACUUGUCUCUUCCUCGUGUUCCCACUGCUACGGUUCCUUCCUCUACUCAGCGGGGUGUUAGCGAACGGGAUGUCUUUGCGUCUUAUAAGCUGCAAUCUGAGAGUCAAUACAGCCAAUAUUCUGAUAUAAGCACUCCAUCGAUGCAAGUUGAGCCAAGAAAGAAACUGGAUGAAGAUGACUUUAGAGUCCCUAUUUUUGUUCAGCCUGUUCCGAAUCAAGAAUAUGGUGUCCGCAGCAACGACCAGGACAGGGGAAAACUUGCCUCUAAGCCUUCUUGUUCCAAUGAAAUGUCAAAACUUCAAAAUUCACAAAUGGAGAGUAGUACAAUGCAAGAAGGUAAAUUGCAGAAGAAAGAGAAUUCAAAAAACUCCUCGACAGGAUUCGUCAAGGUUGUCUCGAAUACACCAGCCCUUGAAAAGGCUGAGGGCCGGAAAAAGCAAAAUGUCUUAUUCACAAACUAUGAACCGGGAGAUAAGCUUACUGGUAGCAUUGACAGAUUAGAAACCAGUAACAGUCCGGCACUAUGUUCCAAGGCACAAGCUGCGAAUGAAAGGCAUGAUGCUGUUGUUUCCAGAGAAAAUCUUACAACAUCAGACAAAAGAAGUUCUAUUUCAGUAGCGGCUGAUCAGUCUGAGGUUAGGAAUAUACACUGCGAGCGCAGUAACGAUACUGAAUCCAGUGAAAACAGGUCAUGUAAUGUGAAGAUGAGUGAUAGUGGUGUGACCGAAACCUCUGGCGAGGACUCCAGAUCUAGACAUGAUGUAACUCCUGAUGACGUGGUUCAAGUAAUCGGACAGAAACACUUUUGGAAAGCCAGAAGAACUAUUGCUAAUCAACAGAGAGUUCUCGCAAUUCAAGUAUUUGAGUUGCAUAGAUUGGUAAAGGUUCAGAGAUUACUCGCUGCAUCACCACAUCUUUUGCUCGAGGAUUCAACUUACUCAGGCAAAUCCACAAAGUCAUCUUCCAUGAAAAAAAUCCCAUUAAACCUCAACACAGAAGAGGUUUCUGAUGUCUCCAAGCAGAAAGGCGAAUCAGAUAACAAGCAAAGUCAAAAGAAGGAAAGCUCUGCUGAAAAUGCUAUUAGCCGAAAUCAUGUACCCUCCAUUCAAAACAGCACAUCGGCCAGAAACACUCCAGCACCGUUCACAAAUAGUGGGCCGUGGUGUUUCAAUCAACCGCAAGGGCAGCAGCAGUGGCUGAUCCCCUACAUGUCUCCCACGGAAGGUCUAAUAUAUAAACCAUACCCUGGAGGUUGCGGCCCCCCUGUGCCAAAUCCCAGCAUGGGUAAUUUCUAUUCUUUGCCCGGUGGAGUUCCUGCACUACCACAUCCACAAUAUCAACUUCCACCUCAUCCCGGCUACUUUCCUCAACAUGGCAUGCCAGUUAUGAAUGUGGCUCCAUUCUUUGGUUCAUCUGCGGAACAUAUGAAUCCCCAAUCUGACCCCGAUAGCCAGAAUGUGCCUACUAUGUGGACUCGCAAUGAACAGGCUCCCCCCGAAGAGGAUAUGGAAGUACAGGCUAGCACAUCAAGCAGCCCUGUUGAGAGAAUGCAAGAUAGUCAAGAAAGUGGCUUGAGGGAAGGAAGGCAUGUUCUUACACUAUUCCCUAUGUCUCCACCUCGAGAUCCUGCCACCAAGUCGGAGGCUCGGCCUCCCAAACCCAGGCAGGAGGCUGAGCAUCCUGCCCGAGUGAUAAGGGUUGUGCCUCACAAUGCUGUAUCAGCCAGCGAGUCUGCUGCUAGAAUCUUCCGAUCCAUACAGGAAGAAAGAAGACGGUAUAUCUCUAUGUAAGUUCUUGGUGAGGGAGGGUUUGAGUUUAUUUUCAACCAAAUACUACUGGCUGUGUCAUAGUUUUGUUGUCUUAAUAGGGUUGUAAGUUCUGUUGAUUUGAUGUUUUGUUCAAGGUUCAUUUGUUUCGAAGAAGAUUUCAUUGUAAUAAGGUUACACAGCGGUUGUGCCCGCCCCGAUGAAAUGAUACUCAUGGUACCAUCACAGCAGUCAGAGACACUUGAGUGUUAAAA
This is a messenger RNA of Andrographis paniculata, 2423 nucleotides long. RefSeq names its product protein EARLY FLOWERING 3-like. NCBI's taxonomy places the organism in Eukaryota, Viridiplantae, Streptophyta, Magnoliopsida, Lamiales, Acanthaceae. The record is from RefSeq and is a predicted model, not a curated record. Gene Ontology annotation, biological process: regulation of photoperiodism, flowering. Bases 253 to 2193 code for a protein of 646 amino acids. The transcript is spliced from 5 exons.